Messenger RNA from Mytilus californianus (California mussel), 4143 nucleotides. RefSeq names its product carnosine synthase 1-like. The record is from RefSeq and is a predicted model, not a curated record. Lineage: Eukaryota; Metazoa; Mollusca; Bivalvia; Mytilida; Mytilidae. The transcript has 6 exons. Gene Ontology annotation, biological process: carnosine biosynthetic process. Bases 44 to 2905 code for a protein of 953 amino acids. Gene Ontology annotation, molecular function: carnosine synthase activity; ATP hydrolysis activity; ATP binding.
UCGUAUUUAAACAAAAAUCUAUUCUCCUUGAAUUUAUUUGACGAUGUCAUUGUCUACAGAAGAGAGUAUUUCUUUUAGCAACCUUAACUUAAAGGAUAAUAGCUUACCGGUAAAGAACCAUAUAAUCCAGAAGCAGGAGGAAUUAGCCCACAAAGCGGUAGAAUACAUAACUACAACAGGUAGCUAUAACGCGUGGGACACAGAUGUCGAUCUAACACCACCAGAUGCGUCUGUCUCACUGAACAAAGAUGACGUCAACAUUCAGGAUUACUACAAUGCUUUACAGUAUAGCUUAUUCGAAAACAACCUUCCCGAGACUGUGGACAGAACGAAGCAGCCGAGAACACGAAAGCGUGAUACGGAAGUCGCUAUAGUUGUACUGGCAUCACCUGUGGAAUGCCUGGCGAUACUGCUAGAAGGUGGGCGCCAAUGUCCGGGCGAUAUGCUUCUCGUGUUGUCGCCAACAUGGCUUGUAAAGGAGAAAUCUAAUAAAGGUGAAGGUCUGCAUUCGCUGUUAGUCAAGAAGGCAAUUGUUUUUGAUCGAUCAGGAACGACAUAUGUCGAUGUCUUCGAGAAACCUAGACGGUGUUCCUACUUUGUAAAUUUCUUCACAAAGGCGAUCACCGAUGGCCAAAGAAAUGACGGUGUGGAUGUUGAGCAGGACUUGGACUGUCCAAUGUCAAGUUCUGUUGAGCUGUGCAAAUAUGUGGACGAUAAACUUCUGUCUCGUAUAUGGAUGGCGGAAGCGGGAGUUAACUACCCAGAAACCCUGGCUAUUGCUUAUAAACCAUCGUAUGAAUACAACAUUCCAAAGGACGCAAAUAUGAAAGUGCUGAUCGUCGAAAAUAAACAUGGCAUGGAUAAUUACAUUGAAAAAAACGUAAGACAGUUCCUGAAUAUGGAGAGAGUCAAGUCAUUUGAUAAGAUCGUGGUAAAACCCUCGGGCACCAUAUGGCACGGCAGUAGCUGUGUGACGUUCCAUAAAGUGAAAAAUGUGGAAGAAAUUUGUAAAGCUGUGAUUGACUUAUUGACCUUAUUGGAAUUGGAAAAUACAGUUCUGGUAGAAACAUUUUAUCAACCUGUAGAAGCAGCAAAUCCAGAGUUAGCUGAUUACUCGUUCAGAUGGAGAACCAAUGUAUGCAGAAGAAUAGAUGAUACACCAGUUACAACACAGAUGGUUUGUGGGAUAGGUCUGAAACAUCAACCAAUCAAUGGCGACAACACCAUUCCUCAAACUUUUGAAACAACAAUGAAAAUGUGGAAUAUGCCUGAUGAUGAUAUGAAUCGUUUAUUGGAUAAAGUAUCCACAGGUUCAGAAAAGAUCAUGGAUCGUAUUAUUGAAUAUGAGCGUGGGCUUUCCACAGAUAUCAAAGGAGGCGUUGGAGCACGAACUGAACUUAUAAGUAUAGACUACGUUCUGGGAAUGGUAGAUGGACAGUUGGAAGCAGUUGGAAUAGAAGUGAACAGUCAUGAUUGUACCAUCAAUUGUCAGUUGUUUGAAUUCUUGAACCCCCAUAGACAGGGAGAAGCAGUGAAACCACUAGUGGAGACUAUGAUAAGACGGUCUCAGCUGUUUGCCAUGCAAGACAAACUGGUCCUUGUAGUCGGAGCUGGAGGCUUCAGCAAGAAGUUUAUAUGGGAAAGCUUUCGAUCAUUUGGCAUCAAUGUUGUUCUUGUUGAACCAGAUAGUGCAAGCUUUGGUGCAACGAGGUGUACAAAAUUUAUUCAGUACGAUUUUCUUGACCAUAAACAAGACGAGGCUCAUGCUAUAGACAUAAUUAAAAUUCUCAAAGAUGAAGGAAUAGUUGUCGACGGGUGCCUUACCUUCUGGGAAGACUGUGGUCCAUUAGCAGCAACGAUUUGCGACAUGUUAAAAUUGAAUGGUCCAGGAAAACGUCCAGCACACGUUGCGAAAAGGAAAAGCUGGACACAAAACGUGUUACGAUCAAGAACUGGCGAUAUUCCGCACUUUCCGAGAUCUCAUCUUUAUUCCAGUAUAUGCUGUUCUAUAAAAAGUGAAUCUGACGUCGACAAGGCUUUAGAGAAGAUAAGGUUACCUGCAGUUUUAAAAUUGGAAUACGGGUCAAGUGGCGUCGGCGUAAAACCGGUUGCAGACCGUGUUGAGUGUAUUAAUAUAUGGCAACAAUUAUCAUCAAUUCUUCAGUCCGACGAAGAUCACCCUGGUGUUGGGCUCGGGCAUGGCAAUGAUAUUAUGCUUAUGGAGAGAAUAGAUGGCACAGAACACGAUAUAGAUAUCAUUAUAUUCCAGAGGCAGCUCAUUGCUGCAUUUGUCUCGGAUAAUGGACCAACCAGAAAGGGCUCUUACACUGAAACAGCAGCCUUACUGCCAACAUGCCUACCAUUGGAUAGAAAAGGACAGCUUAUCACUUCUGCUUAUCAGUGUUGUACUGAAAUUGGACUCGUUACUGGUGUUUUCAACGUUGAAAUGAAAAUGACAAAAACGGGACCAAAACUGAUUGAGAUAAAUGCUAGAAUGGGUGGUUUCUAUCUGCGUGACUGGAUAAAGACUUGCUAUGGGCACGAUCUUUUACUCUAUGCGUUCAUGGUUUCUUUGGGUAUCAGACCAGUUAUUACGAAUAUGGAACCAAAAUGCACUCUUAUGGGAAUGAUGUGUCUGUCAUCCGUACACAAACAACAAUUAAAAAAUCCAAACAGUUUGAAAUUCUUAAAUGCGUUGGUUUCAGGAAAUAUUGUUCGGUAUAACCAGAUCGAGGCUUCCUUAGACGAAUGUGGAAGUGAAAAUGAUGAGGAACCUUUUGCUAACAUUGCUGUAAUGGACAAGGAUUUGGAAACGGCAAAAGCUAAACUGAUCAAUAUCGGCAAUGCUCUUGGCUUGAAUACAAAUAACUAUGACUAUAAAUACUUACUGAGUCAUUUUAAAUAAUGACUGUUAGCGGAUAGGUGUUCUCAGCGAUUACCGCUGUCGUCAUUCAUGAAAACCAUUUAUCAUUGCUCAGCGAUUACUGCUGUUUUCAUUCAUGAAAACCAUUUAUCAUUGCUCAGCGAUUACCGCUUUCUUCAAUCAUGAAAACCAUUUAUCAUCAAGGAAAGAUUGAACAUUUCAUGAAUAGCGGACUUGUAAAGUUAGGAACAAUGUACAUACUAACAAUCUUCGUCAUUGCAUUGAAAAUCAAUUUUGUAUUUUGUUAAUUUGUUUAGUUUUUAAAAAAAAACUAAAACAAUUAUUCAUUUUGUUCCGUUUAGUUUGAAGAAAAAAAACAUAAAAAAAUCAUUUAGUUCUGUUUAGCUAACAAAAAAAAAACAUUCAUUAUAUCGUUUUUAUUUUUAAAGAGUUAAAAAUUACUUGAUAUGUUUUUUUUGGGGUAAAGAUGAAAUGCAAUCAAAAACCUAUGGUACUGACUUGAUAUCUAUAUCUUCCAAGGUUAAUCACUACCUUUGGUAGGUCAAACAAAAUAGUGCAGUGAAGUGAUCAUUAUUUAGAUCAUAUCCAGUCAAUGUCAUGCAAUUUAUAGAUGAUAUGUUAUACUUUAAUAUUUUAAUUACAAUAUGAUGUGUAUUUGAAUUACCAUACUUGUCAAGAAAACAUUUAUUUAUUAAAAAUUACACAAGUAAUGAAUGGUGUAUGAAUCUGUUAUAAAAAUAGGUUCAACUUCAAAUAUACAAUCAUGAACAAAGGGAGAUAACCCCAACUCAUAUUUUAAAAUUGCUUAGAAAAAUACAAUUCAAUGUUUUAUUUAAAAGUUCACAAAAUUGCAAAACGAAAGCAAUCUUUAACACUUCAUUGCUCACAAGCAUUUUGAAUCACUUUAGUUUAAUUGAAUGAUUUUAUGCAGUUUGAUUUGUUGAUCGAUUUCCACUGUUUACAUCCAUGGAAUCCAAUUUUACAGAUGCGUUUAGACAUUAAGAAUAGCAGACUUGUUGUAUAUACUAGCUAGCACUCUUUAACAGUUAGUUAAUUGUGUGUUGAGGAUCUGAAUUUUGCAUUUUGUACUGUUUGCAUAAUAGCUUACAUAAUUUAAUAUUGUAUUUACGUUGUAUUAAAAUUUUCUUUUGUUCGUUAAACAUUGAUCAUUCAAUUGUGAGGGAGCAAUGUAAAGGAAUAAAAAUAAUUUAAAGACAUAUAGAAGGCAAUUGUUUUCAAUUAACAAUUAUAGAAUUUUG